UCAGUUUAAAACUAUUAAAGUCGCAACCUUUUCCUCAGAAAGAGAAAGUGGGCAAUGGUGGGAUGAGGAUAAAGGGGAGAAGAAGAAGAAGAAGAAGGGAGGGGCAUGGCGAGAGGGGAAUGUGGGGUUCAACUUCAACCAAGAGGGAAGUGGAUUUGUUCCUACAAGAAAAUCACUCUUGUAGUUUGCUUUUUCAACAUCGCCAUUUCUCUCUGCUGUAUUCGAUUUCUUUAUGGUUCUCUUUAUAUCUACUCUGGUAGCAUUGCACGAAACAUUGUGGUGUAUAGAUCAGAUCAGAUUUGGAAAAUGGAAGAAUCAUAUGAAAUUCGGAAGGCAUACAAACCGGUGGAGUUAGUGAAAUGGGUGAAGGCAUUUGAAGGGGAGUUUUCAAGUGAAAAUGUGGCAGUUGAGUUGCCUCAGCAUUUGAAACAGAAAAUAAUUGAUGAGGUCUUGCUGAGACUAGGGAGCUUGAAUAGCAGCAGCACAAACAUCUCCCACUCCCAGGGUAUUGCUAAGCAGCGAGAAGCAGUUGAAAAUUGGCGGAAGGAAAAACUGAAAGAGGUUAAGUUGGCUCUUGUCAGAGGGAUUUCCAACUCAACCAUCUCUAAUGAAGAAGCAGGAAUGCUAGUAAAAGCUUUGGAAUCUGGUUGGGCUGUGCUUUCUGAAGAAAUUGGCCUUUGGAUGCCUGUUGAAGUUGCUAAUAAAGAACAUGAUGACAAACCUGAGGGCAUACAUGAGUUAGAGGAGGAAGUUCUUCCUGGCAGGCCCCUUCCACCUGAGUGUAAUGCUGAACUUCACUCAGAUUAUGAUGGUACUGCAGUAAGGUGGGGUCUUACUCACCACAAAGAUAGUGCGGCCGAUUGCUGUCAGGCUUGCUUGGACCAGGCCAAACGUGCCAAAGAAGGUGAAAAAAAAUGCAAUAUCUGGGUCUAUUGUCCAUCAGAGUAUGGGUGUCAUUCGCCAGAUAUAUAUCAGCACAAACAUCAGGAAUGCUGGCUGAAAUAUGCUGAGAAUCCCAAACUAAAUUUCAAGGAUAGAUAUCCUGAAUGGUAUAGAAAUUCACAGCCAUCUGCGCCAGUGAUUGUUCCAUGGGUCUCUGGAGUUGUUCGCGCAUGAGAUAAAUAACCAACACAGAAGGUAACAUGAUCAACCAGAGUCCAGAGCUACCUUGUUGAUUGAUUACAGGCACGCAAAGCUAGCUUUGGCAAAGCCUUUGUCAUGCUUUGUGGAUUAUACUAUUGUUCUUCAACAUGUUUUUGCCUUUUUCGUUAAAUGAAAUGAAAUGGGGUGCAAAGUAUUUUCCCUAGUGGUCACUUACUCAUUUAGGACUUGGUUCUGGUCAAAGUGCGGUUUUUGACAGAUUCACCAUCUAAGUGCCUAGGAUUUUUCCUCCUAGACCGGUCUAACACUGAGGCGAAAUGACUUAGGUUUGUUUGUUUGAAAUUCUUGGAUGGUGCAAUCGGACGUUUGACCACAGAACAAAUAUCUUGAUUGCUUUAAAAGUGCAUUGGGAAGUGUUAUUUCCCGUGUGUGUUCACCAAAAUAUGAACUAAAGAUGCACUAACUGAUGAGGAAGAAGUUUUGUUUUGAGCUGUCUGAUAUCAUAAUUCAUUGUAUCUGUGGGAUUUAUAAUCCUACUUAAAAUAUAG
Messenger RNA from Gastrolobium bilobum, 1649 nucleotides. RefSeq lists its product as uncharacterized. Lineage: Eukaryota; Viridiplantae; Streptophyta; Magnoliopsida; Fabales; Fabaceae. The transcript is spliced from 7 exons. The record is from RefSeq and is a predicted model, not a curated record. Bases 106 to 1116 code for a protein of 336 amino acids.